This is a messenger RNA of Symbiodinium necroappetens, 1191 nucleotides long. The record is from the annotation of a GenBank genome assembly. Lineage: Eukaryota; Dinophyceae; Suessiales; Symbiodiniaceae.
AUGGGUGCCGGGACGUCCCUGCCGCCGUGUGGCAGCAGCUCGGGCAGGCUCAGUUCCAGAAGCUCAGGAAGGCGAGCUUCGACGAGCGCCUCGGAGAGCAGAGUGCUUUGCGGCUCUCCUCUUGUUGUGUUGGAUGUGGGAGGAAGAAGGGCCUGCGCUUUUUUCUCUUUCGCGAGGUGCUUCAGCAUCUAUUCCAAGGGGGCCGAGGGCGCCGCCGGGCUGCUGUUGGCCUUGGGCCGCUGCCAGCUGCUGCAGGAGCUGGGCAUGAAGGUGUGCUCUCAAAUCCCGGCCGCGGCCUGGCAGCUCCUUGCCACCGCCCGCUGGGAGCAGCUCCGGAAGGCGGAUUUCUCUCGGUGCUUCGACGAGGAUUCCGAGGGCGGCGAGGGCGCCGCCGUAUUGCUCUCGGCCUUGGCACGCUGCCGGCAGCUGCAGGAGCUUGGGAUGUAUGGCUGCGAUCAAAUCCCGGCGGCGGCGUGGCAGCAGCUCGAGGGCGCCACGUGGUCGAAGCUCACGAAGGUGAACUUCCAGGGGUGCUUCGACAAAGAGUCCAAGGGCGCCGGCGGCGCGGCGGGGCUUCUUGCGGCCCUGGCCCGCUGCACUGAGCUGCAGGAGCUUGGGAUGUAUGACUGCUCUCAAAUCCCGGCGGCGGCGUGGCAGCAGCUGGAGGGCGCCCAUUGGCCGAAGCUCACCAAGGCGAACUUCUACCGGUGCUUCGGCGAAAAUUCCAAGGGCGCCGAUGGCGCAGCCGGGCUCCUCACGGCCCUGGCCCGCUGCGCUGAGCUGAAGGACGCGAGCUCGUUGAGUUUGCAGCGAAGCAUGGCUGUAACAAUCUUUAUGACAACUGCACACGCUAAAGGCAUCGUCUUGCUAGUUACGUUCAGUUGGACCGACCUCCCCGGGGUUUGUGCACUCAGAAGGGCGAAUUGUCGAACACCAGACAUGGACAGCGGUCACAAAGUAGCAAGAGAAAUACAAGCAUGGCAUUCGGCAUCGCUGGGUCCGGCUCGAAGAAAACCCGAGAGAGCUCCCCAACAAGAAACGGAAAUUGGGGGCCCCUUUUGGCCUCGGACCGGGGCCAAGCACUCCCGGGCUUCUGCAGUGAUGCGAUCGUGGGGAAGUUGCACCGGGCAUGAAGUGCCCGCGUUCAUGCAUAGCAGGCUGGAGGGAGAGAGUUGCUCCUUUAGGUUCUAG